GCAGCUAUAUUACCUGAGCCGCGGCAAGUGCAUCGUCGCGACCUUGACACCUGCCGCCCCACCACGGACUCUCCUUUUUCCGAGAGCUAUUUCUAUUAUAUUAAAUUUAGUUAGUUGCGUGUCUUGUGCGUGAAACGAUGGCCGCCGCAGGUUUGGACGACGCGUACCUCGGCCUUUACGCGGCCAACGCGGCCCUGCUGAUUUUCAAAAUGUACCUCGUCGCCUCGUCCACCGGCAUCCUCAGGAUGAAGAAAAAGGUGAGCCCCAACCCUGAGGACGCCAGGUUCAUGGGCCAGGAGCAACCUUCGACCACCGAAGACCCUGAUAUUGAGAGAGUCAGAAGGGCCCAUUUGAACGACUUGGAGAACAUCCCAGCGUUUCUGUUCAUUUCGUACCUGUUCCUGUUGACCAAGCCGGACAUCACCUGGGCCAACGUUUUGGUGUGGGGCUUCACCGCCGCCCGAUUCCUCCACACGUUGGUCUACGCCUACUACCCUGUGCCACAGCCCUCGAGGGCCAUCGCCUUCUUUGUCGGUCUCUUGAUUUCACUCUACAUGACCAUUGUGGUGUUUUUCUACUUCGUUUGAAAACUUUCAAGACUUUUUUUUUUAUCUAUAAAGAUGAGGCCAAAUUCUCAUUUUAAUUAUUAAAGAUGAUUUUAAUUUUUCAUGUAAUUAAAGAUAUUUAAAAUUUAUUUUAUUCAAUAAAAAAAAAACAUUUUGUUGAGAUACUCCUACUCUCAUAUUAUUUAAAUUUUCUUUAGUUACCAUAGUCAUCUAUCUGAG
This is a messenger RNA of Neocloeon triangulifer, 785 nucleotides long. Its product is annotated as microsomal glutathione S-transferase 1-like. The record is from RefSeq and is a predicted model, not a curated record. Gene Ontology annotation, cellular component: membrane. The coding region runs from base 138 to 587 and encodes 149 amino acids. The transcript has 3 exons. Lineage: Eukaryota; Metazoa; Arthropoda; Insecta; Ephemeroptera; Baetidae.